Knipowitschia caucasica is the source of this 726-nucleotide messenger RNA. The record is from the annotation of a GenBank genome assembly. NCBI's taxonomy places the organism in Eukaryota, Metazoa, Chordata, Actinopteri, Gobiiformes, Gobiidae.
AUGGACCGAGCCGCUCUGACCGUUCAGGAGACCGGAGACUUGGGUUUAGACCAUAGACUGUAUCUGAAGAGUGUGACAUCACCGCUGUGUGACAUCACCACAGCGAAGGAGCCGAGAAGAAUAUGGGUGGAUGCUUUGUACAAGUGGGUUCAGACGAUUCAAGUCCGAGUCCAGGAGCCCAGGGAGGAGGUGCAAACCGGAGCUGGAGAAGGAGGAGGAGGAGCGAGGGAGGCGCAGGCCAGAGCUGAGAGGAGGGGAAGGAGGAGGCAAGAAGGAGGUGCAGACCAGAGCUACAAGGAGGAGGAGCAAGGAAGGUGCAGACCAGAGCUGAGAGGGGAAGAAGGAGGGAGGGAGGUGGAGACUGGAGCUGAGAGGACCCAAGAGGAGGAGAAAGGGAGGUUCAGAGCAGAACAACGAGGUGGAGGAGAGCGGGAGGUGCACAUCGGAGCUGAAAGGAGCAAAGAGGAGGAGAGAGGGAGGUGCAGACCAGAGCUGGAGGCACAAAGAGGAGGAGAGAGGGAAUUGCAAGCCAAGCUGAGAGGGGGAGAGAGGAAAGUGCAGACUGGAGUUGGGGAAGCAAGGAGAAGGAGAGAGGAAAGUGCAGACUGGAGUUGGGGAAGCAAGGAGAAGGAGAGAGGGAAGUGCAGACCAGAGCUGAGAGGAGGAGGAGGAGAGAGGAAGAGGAGAGAGCUGUAUAUCAUGGAAAGACAGACGGAGAGAAACUGA